Molecule: messenger RNA, 488 nt
Organism: Tupaia belangeri chinensis (Chinese tree shrew)
Lineage: Eukaryota; Metazoa; Chordata; Mammalia; Scandentia; Tupaiidae
Product: defensin-5
Exons: 2
Coding region: 82-384 (100 amino acids)
Biological process (GO): cellular response to lipopolysaccharide; defense response to Gram-negative bacterium; antimicrobial humoral immune response mediated by antimicrobial peptide
Cellular component (GO): extracellular region; extracellular matrix
Source: RefSeq, a predicted model, not a curated record
CAGACCUAUAAAUACGGGCUGACUUCUCAAUUGUCACAUACUCAGGAUCCUGCUCUCCCAUCCUCCGGGUGACAUCCAGUCAUGAAGGCCCUUGUCUUUCUUGCUGCCAUUUUCCUAGUGGCCAUCCAGGCCCAGGCUGACCCACUUCCAGCAAGAACUGAGGAGGCUCUGGACCAGGAACAGUUCGGGGCAGAGGACCAAGAUGUGCCUGUUGACUUCACAGGAGACGAGGGUUCUGCUCUUAGAGCUGCAGGUAAAAGAAGUACCUACAACUGCUCUUGCAAAAACGGCAAGUGUAACUUUCCUGAAAUUCUCAAAGGGAAAUGCACCAUCAGUAACGUCUCCUUCAACCUCUGCUGCCGCCGUACAUCAAGAACAGAGUAAAAUGAGUUCAAAUUUAUUUUGUGACCUAGAAGGAAACUGAUUUUACUCCUGUACCUCAUCAACAAUAUCUUUCCUCCUUCACAAAUAAAUUCCUUGUAGCAAGA